Messenger RNA from Drosophila eugracilis, 978 nucleotides. RefSeq lists its product as uncharacterized. The transcript has a single exon. Lineage: Eukaryota; Metazoa; Arthropoda; Insecta; Diptera; Drosophilidae. The record is from RefSeq and is a predicted model, not a curated record. Bases 113 to 850 code for a protein of 245 amino acids.
UCAGUUAGGUCGAACAAACUUCAUUUUGGUUUAAAAUUUUAAUACUCAACAUUUUCAAGUGGUUUUUAUCUCCAAAUUAUUUGCAAAAAGCGUUUUAAUAAAUAACAAUAACAUGGAUUCCUCGGCCUGCAGCAAUUCUAUUUCUAGCAGUCUAGCAGAUGGGAAUAGCGGCACCGGUUCAGAAAUGAGUGGCUCAAACGGAGAGGGAAGCGAGAGGGAUGUUUGCCAAAUAGAUUGUUGCGACCAAGAGGACGAUACGCGUCCACCAUAUGUUAGGGUGAUGCCGGAGGACAGGCGCUACGGAGUAGUCGUCACAAAUGAUGAGGAUCCCUGCGAUUGUGAUUUCAACUGCUUUCUAAUCUUCUUGGUCGAGCGGUUCGAGCAAUCCGACGAAGUGGGGUCUCUCGCUUUUAGCGAGUGUACCUCUAUAGAGCCAUUCGGUUGCAACCUUCUUAUAGUCUGCAGAGACGAUUGUACUAAGGAUUGGAUUAUUCGGGAAACUCGAACCGUAUGUCCUCCAUUCAAGUGCACCACCUUUAUUAGGCACUUUGAACUGGUGAGGGUCUCCUUUGUGAUCCCCAUGGUAGUCCAUAAGCGCCUGUGCAGGAUUUUUAACAUUUUUGAGAGACAGAACGCUGGCCUGGGCACUGGGAAGUGGUGCGUUGUGGGAAAUUCUGAAUUGGAUCCAGACAGUGAAGACUAUCAUUCGAAAGUGGUUUAUGAAGGAGCACAAAACAUUGAAAUAACGUGCUACAUUGACGAAGAUAGCGCUGAAUAUAUCAAGAAAAGGUGUUCCAUGAUCCGCUUCCUUGUCUGGCACCUAUUUGUUGAUUUUUGCCCUAAAAAGUGAAAAGUGUAAACCGUCCCGAGUGAUCACAAAUCGAAAUUUUGCGUGUAUAUUUUGUAUAUGUAUUUAUUCGUAUAAAAAGUUUAAUUUUUAUAAAAGGCGAAUAAUAAUAAAUUCAUAUUUUGCAUAAA